Rotaria sp. Silwood1 is the source of this 2724-nucleotide messenger RNA. Lineage: Eukaryota; Metazoa; Rotifera; Eurotatoria; Philodinida; Philodinidae. The record is from the annotation of a GenBank genome assembly.
AUGGAAGAAGUUCAAAAAACUCAAAAUGAUGAAUCAUCAUCUGAAGAUUGGACAAUUACUUUUUGUGUUAUCGGUAAAGCUUGUUCAAAUACUCGUUUACUCUCCGCACUUGAAGAUCGUUAUGCAUAUGAAUGUAUAAAUAAUGAAGAACAAGUUCUUCGAACAUUAUCCGAAACCAAACAAUUAUUAACUAAACGUCAAUUACGCAUAUAUGUCAUUGAAUCAUUUGAUGAAAGUUUAUUUUAUAAUUUAAAAGAAGAUGAAAAUAUUUACAUAAUUAGUGCUGAACUUGUAUUAACUUGUGCUGAAAAGAAGAUUGAUAUUCCGGUACCACGAAGAAAUCGUCCAUUGUAUUCACAACAUCUUUCUUCAGCUAUUAUUUGUUUUGUUGGUGGUACUCGUCGAGAAAUACAUACGAAAUUUAGUGAUAUUGUUCAUUACCUGGGUGGAUCAGUUCGAAAAGAUUAUGGUGAUCAAGUAACUCAUGUUGUUUCAUUUGCUAAUCUUGGUGAAAAAUAUCUUACAGCUUUUAAUAUGGAAAGAAGUGAAAUUCUUACAGAAGAUUGGUUAUUAGAAUGUUGGAAAGAACGUGAUAAUCGUACAUUUGAUGCACUUAAUACAGAUUUUAUUCGAAUGUAUCGUGCAAAACCAUUACAUAAUCUUAAUUUGUUUUUUUUUGGUGCUGCUGAUGAAACUGAACAACGACAUUUACAUACACUUACUCUUGAUAAUGGUGGAUUUACUACAAAUGAAAUAUCCGAUGCGACACACAUUGUCUUUUGUAAUGGUAUGGAUGUUAAUAUAUUUCUAUCUGCUUAUCCAUUAUACAAACGAAAACAUCGUCAACAUAUUGUUAAUGUUCAGUGGUUUUGGGAAUGUUUAUGUUUAAUGGGUAAAGCUGAUGAAUCAACAUAUUCAAUAAAAUUACCUGGUAUGAAUGAAACAACAACACCUGAUUCUCCACGUUCAACAUUACUAUCAUUAUCAACAUUAUCACCAUUAUCAACAUCAAUAAAUGAUUCAAAUUAUAUACAACAACAUAAUACAACAACAUCUGUUAAACGAAAACGACGAAAAGAAUCAAAUACAAAUAAUAAUGAUAAUAAUACAACACCAAAUACGAAACGUUUUAAUAGUAGUAAUGAAAAUGAAAAUGGUCUUGAUGAUGAUAUGAUUGUUGAUAAUUAUGAUAAACAACAAAAAACACCAAUUAUAAAAAAAGAUAAUAAAUAUUUAAUUGGAAUGGAAAUACGAGAAACAGAAAAAAAUUAUGUUACGAUGUUAUCAAAUAUAAUUCGUUUUUUCAAAACAGAAAUGGAAAAAGAUGAUCGUCGUAAUGGACCUAUAUUAACAAAAGUUGAAAGUACACAAAUAUUUGGUAAUAUUGAAGAAAUUUAUCAUUUACAUUUGACUAUUACCGAACAACUUGAUAGAGCUAUUAAUGAAGAUGCUUGUAUUGGUUCAGUUUUCUUAGCAAAUGCUACCGAACUUUUACGUGUUUAUCAACCCUAUACAAAAUUUUAUGAUAAAACAAUUCAAGCAAUACAUUCACUUGAAAAAAGCAAUUCUCGUUUUUAUGCUUUUCUCAAAAUUUGUGAACAUAAAUCAGAAUUAGGCAAACAACAUUUAGCAGAUUUAAUGAUUCGACCAAUUCAACGUUUACCAAGUGUUUUAUUACUUUUAGAACGUCUACUUAAAUAUACUCCAACAAUACAUAAUGAUUAUCAAUUAUUAACAAAUGCAAUUGAUAAAUUACGUGAAGUAGCAAAAAAAUUAAAUGAAGAACGAGGAAAAACAGAAAAACAUCUUUCAUUAUUCAGUAUUGUUAAUAGUAUUGAUAAUUGUCCACCCGAAUUACUUGCUGCACAUCGUGAUUAUUUACAAAAAUUUAAUUUAAUUGAACUUUCACAAGAACUAACAGGAAAACGAACACAUUUAACACUUUUUCUUUUCUCCGAUUGUAUUGAAAUAACUAAAUUACGUGUUAAUACAUGGAAAACACCCGGUGUUAAAUCAACUAAAUCAUAUAAACAUGUUGCAUUAAUUCAACUAAGUGAUAUACGUAGUUUAUUCGAUAUAGCUUCAUCAUCAUGUGAUGAAAAUGAACAGUUCGGUAUGCUUUGUUCAAUAGAUGGUCAAGCACGUCAAUUAAUAUUUCGUGUUGCUGAUAAUAAUAAUAUGUCAAUAUCACGUUCACAUUUAACCGAUUCAAUGACAUCAUUAACAUCUUUAUCAACUAUAUCGAGUUUAAAUCAAACAAGUAAAACAGAAGUUUUACAUCAUUUAGCUAAAGCUAUUGCUGAAGAACGAUGUCUUCUUGAUAAAACGUCACUUAUUGAAAAUGUUGGACCAGAAAAUGGAGCAUUUACACCACUUUCAUCAAUGGAUUUUAUGAGUGAUAAUGAUACAUUAUCAACUCAUUCAACAAUGAGUGCAACAACGAGUAGUGGAUUAAAUUCAGUUGGUAGUGCAUUGAGAAGUAGUUUAUAUAAAGCAAAAAGUCGACUUAGUCGAACAUUUUCAUUUAGUCCAAUAUCAUCAAAAAAUCGUUUAAAAAAAAUGUUAACAUCGAAUAGUUCAUUAUUACAUAUAAAUGAUAAAGAUAAUAAUAAUUUUAAUACAAUGAAACGAUUAAGUGUACCAUCUCGACAAGAUUCAUUUACGAGUGAACGUCAUUUUCCUCAAUCACCGUCGAGAUUUAUGCAUUCAAUAAAAGAAUGUUAG